Molecule: messenger RNA, 3712 nt
Organism: Styela clava
Lineage: Eukaryota; Metazoa; Chordata; Ascidiacea; Stolidobranchia; Styelidae
Product: heparan-alpha-glucosaminide N-acetyltransferase-like
Source: RefSeq, a predicted model, not a curated record
UAUUUUUAUGUUCUGUUCACACGGGAGGGCGGCUAUUCAAACAGGCCCUUAAUCAAGAUCGGGCGGUAAAACGAGCAUAUACGUUAUGUACAAUAAAAAAUAUCUUCUUAGGGUUUUGAAUUUUAUAAGUUCAUGCUGGUGCAAGGUUGUGAUUUAUGCAGAAUUUUCAUGGCUCUCUGACUUGGAUUGAGAAUAAAAGAGGGUUUGUAUUUGGCAGUUUCAUACAAAAUAAGCAGCAUACUCAAUUUCAGAUUCAGUAUGUUAUUAUGAGUGAGCGUUUUGAAUGUUACUAAACUUGAUAAUAUUCAAAUCAAUUGAAUAGAUAUUUUAUAUCAUCAAAUAAACUAUCUCAUAUUCGAUAUAAUUUGCCUCAGAUUGGUAUCUAAUGCAACAAUUGCUGGAAAUCUAAAUCAUUGGCCUCAUUUUUCCUAUGUAAAAAUCCUGUCAUUUCCCAGCUGACAACAUCAAUUAAUCCAUUAUUGUGCUGAUCAUUCAUAUUCACAAUCUUUUUUGACACAAGACAUCUGUGUUCAAAUAGUCCUAGUAGAAAUUCUUUAAUUUUGUGCAUUAACUUGUUGUUCAACUUGAUUGAAACUUAUUUAUAAUGCCCACCCCUAUCGAUUGUUUUUUCUGUUGAAAAUUGUGCAAGUAUAAGUAGUAUUCCUAAAAAUUGCUGUUAUUUGUUAAUUUAUGUCAACUUUCUCUGAUACGAGUGCAGUCAUGAAUGACAUCUUUCAAAAUUAGACCUUGAUAAAAAAAAAACUCCUUUGCAAUAAUGUGUCAUUAAUUUCUAAUUUAGACUUAUUUAUAAUGUAAUUUACAACACUGUAGUCGAUUUACUUAUGUUCAUAGUUCUUCAUGGUAAAAUCCAUUAUUAGAAGUCAAGAGAACGAAACAAUGUCUAGUUCAGUCGCUAGAUCGACAUCUAUUGUUAUUUUGGUGCUGGCUAUGAUCGCAGCAGCAAAGGCUCAAGAGUUUCAUCCAAAAGAAGUCGGAGAAGCUUUUAUUCAAAAGAAGUCUGCUCACUCAUUGGUCGAUUCAAAGUCUCUAAAGUUCAAAGUUGACACUGCGAAACUGACUGUUUUUGUUCACGCUCUAACUGAUGACAACAAAAACAAUUUAUCAUAUCCUGUGCAGAUAUACUUUCUUUCUGAUUAUUGUCAUAAUUGUUCGUACUACUAUGUGACGAAUAUAACAGGGAUUCAUAAGCACUAUACAACGACAUUUCUUGUAGAUUCAAAGUGGAAUUCAAAUGUCAUGUUCAUGUCCAACCUCAGUAAAUCUAACAUAUCGUGCAGCGAGAAUGUAUCAUAUCAUUUUGGUGAGAGAGGGGAAUAUACCUGGCAAAUAGAAAUACGAGAUACAACAACCAAUGCAAGUUGUUCAUCCAAUGGAAUUACAGUUGUCACAAAACCAUGGAACUCAUACUUACCUAUCCUUGUGGCAUUUUGCAUUCUUCUUGGCCUUGCAAUUGUAUACUCCAUUGUUGAUACAUUUUAUAGUCGAAGAUUGUUGAAUAGAUCUGAAUCAGUGGACAGAUUUAUCAAUUCAGAUCUUGGAAGUACUACCACAAUGGAUGAAACCAUGGUUCCAGAACCAAGGCCUGCCAGAGAACGUAUGAAGUCCGUAGAUUCUUUCAGAGGAAUGUGUAUCGUGAUCAUGAUAUUUGUCAACUAUGGAGGAGGCUCUUAUUGGUUUUUCGCCCAUGUUGCUUGGAAUGGAUUAACUGUUGCUGAUCUGGUGUUUCCAUGGUUCAUGUUUAUUAUGGGGAUAAAUAUUGUGUUGUCGAUUGAUAGUUUAGAAAGAAAAGCAACACCAAAAUGGGAAAUUGCUUAUAAGAUCUUGAGAAGAACUGCGAUUUUAUUCUUUCUUGGCUUGUGUAUCAUCAACCAUAACACUGAUUUUGUCAACAUGAGAAUACCAGGAGUUCUACAGAGAUUUGCAGUUGCAUAUUGCAUUGUAACGUUACUACAUUGGGGAUUCCAUAAAUCAGUUUCUGAUAUUUCAACCAUGGUAGUUAAUGCUACUUCAGAAGAUGGAAGUAAUCCAUGGUGGUAUCUAAUUCGUGAUAUCAAAGUUUAUUGGUUGCAAUGGAUUAUUAUUGCUUGUUUUGAAGUGUUAUGGCAUUGUCUUACGUUUCUGUUACCUCUCGACAAUGGUUGUCCAACUGGAUAUAUUGGACCUGGUGGCUUAGCAGAUCAUGGUAAAAAUUUCAAUUGUACUGGUGGUGCUGCUGCUUAUAUUGACAGAAAAGUAUUUGGAGUAAAACACUUGUAUGGUAGCACAACUGCUAAAAAAGUGUAUUUCCCCCCUGAUUUUGAUGAAACUAUUCCUUUUGACCCAGAAGGACUUCUUGGAUCAAUUCACAGCAUCUUGAUAGUAUUUUUAGGAUUGCAGGCUGGUAAGAUCUAUUUGUACUACAAGGAACCAAAACAGAGAAUUAUCCGAUGGUAUUGUUGGUCAUUACUUCUUGGUGUUAUAUCUGCAGUCCUGACUAAAUUUUCUCAGUAUGACGGUUGGAUUCCAGUAAAUAAAAAUUUAUGGUCUACAUCAUUUGUGACAACUCUUUCAUGUUUUGCAUUCUUCAUACUACCUACAAUGUAUUACAUUAUUGAUAUCAAAAAAUUGUGGACUGGUGCUCCAUUCUAUUUUGUUGGAAUGAAUAGUAUCUUCAUAUAUGUCGGACAUGAGGUGUUUACGGGAUAUCUUCCAUUUAGUUGGGGUGCUGGUUCUACGUCAACUCAUGCUGAAUUACUCGCAAUGAAUAUGCUGGGAACUACUUACUGGGUCAUCAUAGCUUACUAUUGCUACAAGAUCAAGUUUUUUGUCAAGAUUUAAUCCCAUUUACUCUAUCAAAAAGUUCCAUUUGAUUUUUAUUAUAUAUUUUUCUGGUUACUCUACUCCAUGCUCAAAUGUGGUUAUUCAAAUUGGCAAAGUGUAGUAAUGUUAUUCUGCAUUUGCCACCGUUAUAGGUCCGAGUAUUGGUCAAUGUUCUAUAUCUAUAAUUAAAAUCACUACUCAAAUUCUGUAAAUUGUGGUGCCAAAUUUUUUAUUAUAUGUAUUCUAUGGAUGCUUAUCGCUUUGUUGCAGAACCCAUACUAUUACCGUAUAUAUUGAUUCAUAUUGCCAUUUACUCUCCUAGUGUUCAUAUGCAUUGAUUUUCACAUAAUUAGUUACAAUCAUUAAAGAUGAAUCACUAGUAGACUAGGCUUGAUUUAACUUUUCGAAAAUGUAAUCUCACUGGAUGCAAAGUUUUCUUUUCGGGGGAACUUAGCUCAUGGUUCAAAUUAUCUCGAUUUUUUCAGGAAUUCCUUAACAUUAAGAUUUUGACUAUAAUUUCAGUACGGGCCAUAUCACCCCUUUAAUAUCUUAUCAGAUAUCAUUAGCUUGUUUUCUUUAAAAACCUAGUUUUCCUAUGAUUCCAUGGUGCAGUAUUUGUUAUAUAUUCAUGUCACAUGUGCAAUAUCUUAUGCAUAUUUUUCCGUUUUUUUUUUAUUAUAUAUAUUGGUCCAUCUACAAGCAGUGAUAAGGCUACAUUAUAUUCCCCAUAAAGUUAUUAAUUGCGAGGUAUGUCAAAAAUGAAAUUUUGUUAAACUUUCUGGUGUGAAUUUACCGCCAAAUUUGAGGUGCAAUUUUGCAAACGGUAUGUACCUUAUCACUGCUCAGUAAUUUGUAACGCAUUCUGAGUAUUAUAUAAAAAUUAUCAUUGAAA